Molecule: messenger RNA, 675 nt
Organism: Daucus carota subsp. sativus
Lineage: Eukaryota; Viridiplantae; Streptophyta; Magnoliopsida; Apiales; Apiaceae
Product: oleosin L
Exons: 2
Coding region: 141-554 (137 amino acids)
Biological process (GO): sexual reproduction; lipid storage
Cellular component (GO): monolayer-surrounded lipid storage body; membrane; extracellular region
Source: RefSeq, a predicted model, not a curated record
CACAGACAAUUUCACUGCAUGCAAAAAGAACACGUGACACUCUCACAAUUGCUUGUUGUCCGCUAUAUAAACACCCCCUCAGUUCUGUAAUAAUCAUCCUCUCAACCCAAAUUCAUUUCACAUAUAAUCAUCUAUCAACAAUGGCAGACUACCAACAACAACACCAACAACAACAACCGCAGCAGCAAUCCAAGGCCGUUCAGGUGGCUAAGGCGGCCACGGCGGCGACAGCAGGUGGUUCACUUCUUCUACUCUCAGGACUCACCCUUGCUGGGACUGUGAUAGCACUCACUAUAGCCACACCUUUGAUGGUCAUCUUUAGUCCUGUUCUUGUCCCCGCCGUCAUUUCAAUUUUCCUCAUCAUCACUGGAUUCCUUGCUUCCGGUGGAUUCGGCGUUGCUGCAUUAUCCGUGCUCUCCUGGAUCUACAAGUACGUGAAGGGGCAGCAUCCGGUGGGAGCAGACCAGAUAGAUACGGCCAAGACAAAGCUGGCGAGUAAGGCUAAGGAGAUGAAGGAGAAGGCUGAGCAGAUGACUUCUUCGCAGACUUCUUAAUAAUUUCACCGUCUGUUGUGGUGGUGGUUAAUUAAUUGUUAAGGAUCGUGUGUGCGCCUUUGUGUUUUCAAGUCUCUCUUUGUAUUGUUUUGUGUUGUUUUAAUUUUUAUUGUGGGGUUAA